This is a messenger RNA of Suillus bovinus, 1092 nucleotides long. RefSeq names its product Alpha/Beta hydrolase protein. The coding region runs from base 139 to 873 and encodes 244 amino acids. The record is from RefSeq and is a predicted model, not a curated record. The transcript is spliced from 3 exons. NCBI's taxonomy places the organism in Eukaryota, Fungi, Basidiomycota, Agaricomycetes, Boletales, Suillaceae.
CACUUUUCCCGCUCUCAUUUUAGUCACAUCGUCAGUAUUUAAGCGAAGACCAAGUUCCCAACCUCUUUGAAUCAGGCCUGUCUCACCAGUUGUACCACUUGAAAGACAUUCGAACACAUUCAAGCCAUCUGAGUAUAUAUGUCGUCCAUUUCGGCGUCUCAAUGGGGCUCCCCUACCGCUUCCAAGCGGGCUCUGCUCAUUCAUGGCAUGUCCAUGUCCUCACAAUCAUGGGAGGGUCUUGCUCAGCUAUUAGCAGCAGAAGGGUUCUUUGUUGUCGCGCCAAAUCUCCUUGGGCACGCAUGGAGACGAGACACCGACUAUUCUAUGCUCACCCUUGCUGAGGAUCUUCGGCCGUAUGUCAUGGACACGUCCUACGAUGUGAUCAUAGGUCAUUCGCUUGGAGGCCCGCUGACUUUAUUGCUCUUGCCACUCCUAUCCAACACGAAAGAGACAACUGUAAUACUCCUCGAUCCUGCCCUCGAGCUUACAAAGGAGAUAAUCAACAAGUAUAAAACCCAGUUUCUGAAGGAGCUUGAGAAUAUCAGAACUGCCGACGACCACAUGGCCGAGAACCCUGCUUGGUCUCGAGGUGACAGCAUGUUAAGAGCGUUAGGAGUUUUCAUGUGCGAUCGUACUGUUGUCGAAAGGAUAUUCGAGGGCAGUAGGCCAUGGUCUUACAGUGGCCUGUUGAAAAACAUCCCACCUAACGUGAAGAUCACUGUGCUGGCAUCAGAUCCGGCGCUCGGUGGUUGUUGUCAUUUGGAGCACGUCCCGCGUGACGUGGCGAGAUUGCAUGCCAAAGUUUUAAUCGGCAUUGGUCACUGGAUUCAAUACGAGGCUCUGGAUACUAUCAUGAAUGAAAUUCCGCUAUGAAGAGCGAAACUUUGAGCCGAGCACUUCAGAAGAUAUAUGUUCUGUGGUGUAGUCUCAGUCUAUAUUUAAUUGAUACAGUCGCUAUUGAUAUUCUUCUCAGACUUGGUUGCUUGAGUAACGUAAUUUCGCAGCGAUUCCAAAGUAGGAUGUCAUUCUCUCACCUAGUCGCACCCGCAAGAUAAGUUCUCUCUGCCCCAAAUAGCUAACUAGGACUUAUGG